This is a messenger RNA of Eimeria mitis, 279 nucleotides long. RefSeq lists its product as uncharacterized. Bases 1 to 279 code for a protein of 92 amino acids. The transcript has 2 exons. The record is from RefSeq and is a predicted model, not a curated record. Lineage: Eukaryota; Apicomplexa; Conoidasida; Eucoccidiorida; Eimeriidae.
AUGUCUGCUGCUGUCGCGAUGGUUUUGCUGCUGCAGAAGCAGCAGCAGCAGCAGCAGCAGCAGCAGCAGCAGCAAGCGCAGGAGAAGCAGCAGGCAGAGGGGGCCUCUGCUUCAACAGCCGAAGGGCCUCGGACUGCAGCAGCAGCAGCAGCAGCAGCAGCAGCAGCAGCAGCAGCAGGUAAAGCAGAUGCAGCAGAUAAAGCAGAAGCAAAAGAGUUAGAGACACAGCAGCAGCAGCAGCAGCAGCAGCAGCAGAUAAAGAAGCAACAGCAGCGUUAG